UUUGCCACUUUUACUUCAUACGUAGUAACAACAACAAAAUCAAACAUGGAGCACAAAAUUUUCAAUUAAAAAUACUCGUAAUCAUGAAUCUCCGACUUCUCUCACUGUUUCACUGUUUUCCGGCGUCACCUCCUCUCCACCGCGUCUCACUCUCAUCACCGCCUCACACCCCAACACUCAACAAGGUUACACACGAAGUUGUUGAGUAUGGCUCGAAAAGGACUCAUGGAACAAGACUUGAGCAAGUUGGAUGUAACAAAACUACAUCCUCUUUCACCUGAGGUCAUUUCUCGUCAGGCUACCAUUAAUAUUGGAACCAUUGGUCAUGUGGCUCAUGGAAAGUCGACAGUUGUGAAGGCUCUGUCUGGUGUUCAGACUGUACGAUUCAAGAAUGAGCUUGAGCGAAAUAUCACUAUCAAACUUGGCUAUGCUAAUGCCAAAAUUUAUAAAUGUGUUGACGAAAGAUGCCCUCGACCCAUGUGCUACAAGGCAUAUGGAAGUGGGAAGGAAGAUUCCCCAAUGUGUGAUGUACCCGGAUUUGAGAAUGCUAGGAUGAAGCUUUUGAGACACGUGUCCUUUGUCGAUUGCCCGGGUCAUGAUAUUCUGAUGGCUACUAUGCUUAAUGGAGCUGCUAUUAUGGAUGGGGCCUUGCUUCUUAUUGCUGCUAAUGAGAGCUGCCCCCAACCCCAGACUUCUGAGCAUCUUGCUGCAAUUGAGAUCAUGCAACUCAAGCAUAUUAUCAUCCUCCAAAAUAAAGUUGAUCUUAUCCCAGAAAAUGUUGCUUUGAACCAGCAUGAAGCUAUUCAGAAUUUUAUUCAGGGAACUGCUGCUGCUGAAGCCCCUGUAAUUCCAAUUUCUGGUCAAUUGAAGUACAACAUCGAUGUUGUGUGUGAAAACAUUGUCAAAAAGAUUCCUAUCCCUGAGAAAAAUUUCGUCUCACCACCAACUAUGAUUGUAAUUCGGUCUUUUGAUGUUAACAAGCCUGGGUAUGAAGUUGAUGAUAUACAUGGUGGUGUUGCUGGUGGAAGUAUUUUAAAGGGUGUCUUGAGGGUGAACCAAAAUAUUGAGGUUCGACCUGGAAUUGUUGUGAAGGAUGAUAGUGGCAAUAUUAAAUGCACACCCAUAUACUCCAGAAUUGUUUCAUUGUAUGCUGAGCAAAAUGAGUUACAAUUUGCUGUGCCAGGAGGUCUUAUUGGGGUUGGAACAACCAUGGAUCCCACUUUAACCCGAGCUGAUAGAUUGGUGGGUCAGGUACUCGGGGAGGUUGGGUCUCUUCCAGAUGUAUAUGUUGAGCUAGAGGUGAAUUUCUUCUUGCUUGGACGGCUGAUUGGUGUGAGAACAAAUGGGACUGAGAAACAGGGAAAGGUGACAAAACUGAAAAAGGGAGAGAUUGUUAUGUUGAACAUUGGUUCCAUGUCGACUGGUGCCCGUGUAAUUGCUGUCAAACAUGAUGUGCAUUUGGCGAAGUUGCAACUUACAUCUCCAGUUUGCACAAGCAAAGGAGAGAAAAUCGCCUUGAGUCGGCGGGUUGAGAAGCAUUGGCGACUUAUCGGAUGGGGACAAAUACAAGCUGGUGUUACCCUUGAGAUCCCACCUUGUUCUCUCCGUGCUUGAAGUUAACAAGUGAGAAAGAGAAAUAGACAAGAUAGCUAAAUAAUAGAAGUUCCGCGGAAAUGGUUUUAAUUUGGGUACAAUAAAUUGAGAUGCUUUACUUUUUUUUAUUUUUUAUUUUUUUUUUUAUUUUUUUUUUAUUUUUUUACAUAUUUCAAGAUUAUUAUAUUUUCACCUGAUGGCUGAUGCUAUUUAAUACUCCCUCCGUCUUUUUUUAAAUGCAUCACUUUAAUUUUUGCACUAUUUACAUACAUAGUCCUAAAUCUGCUAGUAAUUCAGCUAGUUCAUGUGCCAUAUUGUUAUUUACUCUUCUUAACUCUAUAGUAUCAAGCAUGACCUAUAAGGAUAAAGCAUCCGUUAAACUUCAAUUCUCUUGAAUUUGAGCUCCUUAGCAAUCGAAAUUCCUUCUCUAACAGCAAGCAAUCAAUGGUUCAUGGAGGCGGAUGUACUAUUUUCCAAGCCCCUUCUUAGUUCUUAGGUCCCCAAAACUCUUAACAAACACAAUCAGUGGUUUAUGGAGGCGGAUGUACCAUCCGUUCAAAAAAAAGAAAAAAAAAAAGCGAACAUUUUAUAGAAAUGUAAAGAACAAUUAGUUAAAGUGAAAAUAACAUUUAGUUAAAUUGAAAAGAACAUGGUAUAUAAUUGUAAAGAACAUAUAUCUAAAGUGAAAAAAAAAAAUAUUGUUAAAAUGUAAUGAAUGUGAUAAAAGAACAUGGGAGAUAUAAAAAAAGAACAUAAAGCUAUUAACUAUUAUGAAAUAUAUAGAAAUUAGAGGAUUAA
Messenger RNA from Chenopodium quinoa (quinoa), 2391 nucleotides. Its product is annotated as eukaryotic translation initiation factor 2 subunit gamma-like. Gene Ontology annotation, biological process: formation of translation preinitiation complex; positive regulation of translational fidelity. Gene Ontology annotation, cellular component: eukaryotic translation initiation factor 2 complex; cytosol. Lineage: Eukaryota; Viridiplantae; Streptophyta; Magnoliopsida; Caryophyllales; Amaranthaceae. The coding region runs from base 208 to 1614 and encodes 468 amino acids. The record is from RefSeq and is a predicted model, not a curated record. Gene Ontology annotation, molecular function: GTP binding; translation initiation factor activity; tRNA binding. The transcript is spliced from 9 exons.